Diospyros lotus (date-plum) is the source of this 2690-nucleotide messenger RNA. RefSeq names its product probable galactinol--sucrose galactosyltransferase 2. The record is from RefSeq and is a predicted model, not a curated record. Bases 239 to 2563 code for a protein of 774 amino acids. The transcript is spliced from 14 exons. Gene Ontology annotation, molecular function: raffinose alpha-galactosidase activity. Lineage: Eukaryota; Viridiplantae; Streptophyta; Magnoliopsida; Ericales; Ebenaceae.
UCUCCGCCUCCUCCGUUCACUCCAUCCUCCUCAUUUCCGAUUGCUCUGUUGGCUUAGAGCUCUUCCGGAACUCAAAUUCCUCCUCCAUGUUUGCAUUGCCUCGCGGAAUGCGCUUCUUCUAGAUAUAUAUAAAUCUAUAUUCGUACGCACGCACUUGUUUCGAUAGCUUCGAUAGAUCGCGGCUCGGGGCUGCUAGAGACACAGAGUUUAUUAUCGGCAGGUAGUUGGGAGCGCAAAGAUGACGGUUACUCCAAAGAUCUCCAUAAGUGAUGGGAACCUUGUGGUUCAUGGGAAGACCAUACUAACUGGUGUGCCCGAUAACAUUGUUCUGACUCCGGGAUCAGGCGUGGGUCUUGUCACAGGCUCUUUCAUUGGUGCCACUGCUGAUCAUAACAAAAGCCUCCAUGUCUUCCCCGUUGGUGUAUUAGAGGGCCUCCGGUUCAUGUGUUGUUUCCGUUUCAAGCUAUGGUGGAUGACUCAAAGAAUGGGAACAUGUGGGAAUGAUAUCCCUUUCGAGACACAAUUCAUGCUUGUGGAGAGCAAAGACACCACUGAAGGGGAAAGUGACGAUGCCCCAAAGAUAUACACUGUUUUCCUUCCUCUCCUUGAAGGCCAAUUCCGUGCUGUCCUCCAGGGAAAUGAGAGGAAUGAACUAGAGAUUUGCCUUGAGAGUGGAGAUAAUGCCGUUGAGACCAACCAAGGACUUUGCCUAGUCUACAUGCAUGCUGGGACUGACCCAUUUGAAGUCAUCAAUCAGGCUGUUAAAGCUGUAGAAAAGCACAUGCAAACUUUUCGUCAUCGGGAGGAGAAAAAAUUGCCUUCUUUCAUUGAUUGGUUUGGCUGGUGCACAUGGGAUGCUUUUUACACAGAUGUCACUGCUGAGGGUGUUGAUGAAGGCCUUAAGAGCUUGUCAGAGGGAGGAACUCCACCAAAGUUCCUCAUCAUUGAUGAUGGUUGGCAGCAGAUUGGCAAUGAAGCAAAGGAUGCUGGUUGUGUUGUACAAGAAGGAGCACAGUUUGCUAACAGGUUGACAGGAAUUAAAGAGAAUGAGAAAUUUCAGAGGAAUGGGAAGAACAACGACCAGGUCCCAGGUCUGAAAAUACUGGUUGAUGAAGCCAAGCAAUACCGCAAUGUGAAGUAUGUGUAUGUAUGGCAUGCUCUAGCCGGCUACUGGGGUGGGGUAAAGCCUGCAGCCGCUGGCAUGGAGCACUAUGACACUGCUUUAGCCUACCCAGUUCAGUCCCCAGGUGUACUAGGCAACCAACCAGACAUAGUCAUGGAUAGUCUGGCAGUGCAAGGCCUGGGUUUAGUGCACCCUAAGAAGGUCUUCAACUUCUAUAACGAGCUUCAUGCUUACCUGUCUUUGUGUGGGGUAGAUGGAGUCAAGGUUGAUGUGCAGAACAUUAUAGAAACACUUGGGGCAGGCCAUGGCGGUAGGGUGGCUCUCACCCGAGCCUAUCAUCAAGCCCUUGAAGCCUCCAUUGCACGGAACUUCCCUGACAAUGGUUGCAUUGCUUGCAUGUGUCAUAAUACUGAUGGGAUGUAUAGUGCCAAGCAGACUGCUGUCGUAAGAGCUUCUGAUGACUUCUACCCUCGUGACCCUGCUUCUCACACCAUCCACAUAUCUUCAGUUGCAUACAACUCAUUAUUCCUUGGAGAAUUUAUGCAACCUGAUUGGGACAUGUUCCACAGCCUGCACCCAGCUGCAGAGUAUCAUGCUGCAGCUCGGUCUAUUGGAGGAUGUCCAAUUUAUGUCAGUGACAAGCCUGGCAACCACAACUUUGAGCUUUUGAAAAAGCUUGUCCUACCUGAUGGAUCAGUUCUGCGUGCCCAAUUACCGGGCAGGCCAACGCUUGACUGCCUUUUUGUUGAUCCUGCUAGAGAUGGAAUCAGCUUGCUUAAAAUUUGGAAUGUGAACAAAUGCACUGGUGUUGUUGGUGUCUUCAACUGCCAAGGUGCUGGCUGGUGCAAGAUUGCAAAGCAGACCCGCAUCCAUGAUGAGUCUCCUGGUACCCUCACCACUUCUGUUCAAGCCACUGAUGUUGAUAUCCUCAGUCAAGCAGCCGGGCCAGAUUGGAAUGGCGAAAUAGUUGUUUAUGCCCACAGAUCAGGCGAGCUAAUUCGCUUACCAAAAGGUGCUUCAAUACCCGUGACUCUCAAAGUUCUUGAAUACGAACUAUUCCAUUUCUGCCCUCUGAAGAUGAUUGCAGCAAAUAUAUCCUUUGCGCCUAUAGGCUUGCUCGACAUGUUCAACACAGGGGGUGCCUUGGAGGAGUUUGAAAUCCGUAUGGCUUCAGGCAACAAACCAGAGCUCUUUGAUGGUGAGGUUGCUUCCGAGCUUGCCACUUUACUGAGCGAAACCCGGUCUCCAAACGCAGCUGUUGGUCUUAAAGUGAGGGGAUGUGGCCGUAUUGGUGCUUACUCUUCCCAGCGCCCGCUGAAAUGCAAAUUGGCUGGUGCUGAGGUUGCCUUCGAACAUGAACCGGCCACCGGAUUACUGACGUUUACCAUUCCGGUGCCGGAGAAGGAGAUGCACAGAUGGGAGAUUGAGAUCCUAGUUUAAGCUAUUUCUAGAAAUAAGUUUGUGCAAUAAUAAGCCAAGUAAGGCAUCAAAUGAAGGGUUAGGCAACUAAAAGAGUUGUAUCUGUAGUGUAAUAAAAGCAACCUCCCUGGAGGAUAUUGAGAUCCUA